GAUGAAGUGCAAGCCGAACCAGACGCGCACCUACGACCCCGAGGGCUUCAAGCAGCGCGCCGCGUGCCUGUGCUUCCGCAGCGAGCGCGAGGACGAGGUGCUGCUGGUGAGCAGCAGCCGCCACCCGGACCGCUGGAUCGUGCCCGGCGGGGGCAUGGAGCCCGAGGAGGAGCCGUGCGGCGCGGCCGUGCGCGAGGUGUACGAGGAGGCGGGCGUCAGGGGCAAGUUGGGCCGGCUGCUGGGCGUCUUCGAGCAGAACCAGGCCCGCAAGCACCGCACCUACGUGUAUGUGCUGACCGUCACCGAGCUGCUGGAGGACUGGGAGGACUCGGUGAACAUCGGCAGGAAGCGCGAGUGGUUCAAAGUCGACGAUGCCAUCAAGGUGCUGCAGUGCCACAAGCCGGUGCACGCCGAGUACCUGCAGAAGCUCCGGCGGGGUGGCUCCCCAGCGCGUGGCAACUGCGUGGCCUCCUCGCCGCUGCCGCCGCCGCCGCCGCCGCCACCCCCGGCCGGCCAGCUCUGAUGAACAGCAAAGAUGUUCAGGAUUGCUCUGAGUCACUGAUGUGAACCCGGGGACCAAUGGAAUUGGCAAGUGCACGUGAGCGCAUCUGUGUUCCUAAUGAGAACGCUCGUCUGCUUUUCCUCUCAUGCCUUGGAACACCACACUGUCAAGUCCACUGGCUCCUCUUGCUCUGGAUGGUGUACGUGAACAGACUUAAUUCAGCACCUAUAGCCUUUUGUUGUGCUUCUUUGAUGUGUCUGCCUUCUGCAUUAGACUGAAUGAAGCACCAAGAUUAUUUUUCUUUACAGUUUGCAUAUCCUGAAUCCGAGACACUACUUGAAAUAUGGUUGGCAUUACUUGAAGGUUCUUUGAUUCAACUAAGGUUUUGUAAUUGUUGUGUAGCAAAACAUCCCCCUUCGAACCUGGUGCUAGUGGAGUAGGUACUGUAGGCACCGUGUGUGUGGCGUCCGCGUGCAUCAGGUGUUUCCAAGGCAUUUCUAAGUUGUUUUAGGACAACUACGCGUAUUUCCGUCAUUCCACACAGUGUCUGGCACAUUUUUAAUAUUGCUCCAUUACUUAAGGCAGUUUUUUGUAGAAUCAGCCCUUCCUGUAACAACUUUAGUGUUUUGUACUGUUGUUAAUUUGCUUAAAAUUUUACUGAAAAAGUCAGUAUGAAGGUAAUUAUAAAAAUAAAUACAAUGGGUACAAGA
Ochotona princeps (American pika) is the source of this 1212-nucleotide messenger RNA. Its product is annotated as diphosphoinositol polyphosphate phosphohydrolase 3-alpha-like. Gene Ontology annotation, molecular function: diphosphoinositol-polyphosphate diphosphatase activity; bis(5'-adenosyl)-pentaphosphatase activity; bis(5'-adenosyl)-hexaphosphatase activity. Lineage: Eukaryota; Metazoa; Chordata; Mammalia; Lagomorpha; Ochotonidae. Gene Ontology annotation, biological process: diadenosine pentaphosphate catabolic process; diadenosine hexaphosphate catabolic process; adenosine 5'-(hexahydrogen pentaphosphate) catabolic process. The transcript is spliced from 2 exons. Bases 2 to 523 code for a protein of 173 amino acids. Gene Ontology annotation, cellular component: nucleus; cytoplasm. The record is from RefSeq and is a predicted model, not a curated record.